GACGUCGGGUGGCACAGACAUCGUGUGGCACGGGCAGAUCUCUAAAUACCUGUGACCAGGGGCCCGCGGGGCAGCGAUGAGGAGCUCUGCGCUCUGAGGCACCACACGGAGCCACCACGGUCCUGGGAGACACAGCAGCGACCUCGAGCAGGACCAUCCCAGAACCUGUAAGGAGAACCCCCGACCUGUUUGUGGUGAUCCCAGAAAGCUGAGCAGGGCACCAUGACCAGCCCCCAGCCAGUAAAAGCCUUCAAGAAAUCUGCUAUCCCAGGGGUUCUCAUCACCCAGUUUGUGAAUGAUGUUCCAGAAGGAUGCAGUACACCUGACUUUGAGAGGAAACCUCUCACCCUGACCCUGCAGGAAGGUAAAAAUGCCAUUUUCAGAGCUGUGGUCAAAGGUGUCCCAACCCCAGAGGUGAAAUGGUCACGUACACGAAAAGGGAUGGAUGAUCCUGCUAAGUAUGAAAUGUCCUUCAAUAGUGCUACAAAUGAAUUCAUUCUGCAGAUCAACCAGCUGGUGAUGGAUGACAGUGAUUUGUACCGGUGCUGUGCUGUCAAUGAGUACGGGGAAGCUUCCUGCUCCGUGGGCCUCAGGAUCAUCCAAGUUGGCUUUAAGAGGAAAGCAAAAUAUGUUCCCGUUCAUGCUGCUGAUGAGCUGAAGAAGACACUCCAGGACUCCAAGAAGCUGCUGAGGAAGAGGGUUGUAGCACCAAAACCCAAACCCCUGGACAAAGAGGCCGUGUGGCAGCUGCUGCUCCAUGCAGACAGGAGAGACUACGAGAAAAUCUGCAUUAAAUAUGGAAUUGUCGACUUCCGUGGGAUGCUGAGGAAGCUGCAGGAGCUGAGGAAGGACACAGAGAGUGAACAAGAUGAGUUAAUUCACAGUAUCAAAAACUUGGAACACAUCAAAGUCAACAAGGAGGGAAACGCCUCGUUCAGCCUGGAGAUGGAGCUGAAAAACAAAAACAGCAACGUGUAUCUGCUCAAGGACGGGCAGCGGCUCCGCUACGGGACGGGGGACGAGUACAGGAAGCACUGCCUGAGGAGGAUUGGGAGCAGGUACCACUUCAUCAUCAACGACGUGCAGCCAGAGGAUGCGGGCGUGUACCAAGUCAGGGUGGAGGACGUCCCUGUUUUCUCCACUGAGCUGGAUGCUGAAGCCAUCCCCGCCCGGUUCCAGCAGCCGCUCAGCGACGUGCGCUGCCCCGAGGAGGGCGAUGCCGUGUUCCGCUGCGUCCUGCGCACCCCCUGCCACCAGCCCGCCUGGCUGCACAAGACUCACACCCUGCAGCCCGGCCCGAGGCACCACAUCUCCGUGUCGCCCGACGGCCUCACCCACCAGCUCAUCAUCAAGAACGUGGAGCCCUCGGACAGCGGGAUGUACACGCUGGAGGCGGGGCAGGGCUCCUCCAGCGCCUGGCUGCUCGUGGAGUAUGCCAAAGGGAAGAAGAGGCAGGAUGAGGAAGGAAUUGAAAAAAUCGAAAGGGAGACAUCUGAGUGGCUGAAGGAAACGAUGGCAGACAACGAAAGGGCGAGGAAACUUCGGCGCCAGGAACGUGCCGGGGAUGAAGGUCAUGCCAUGGACACCGGUGUGGAAAAAAAGGGCUGGUACAGGAAGGGUCAAGGCAGCAGCCAGGACAGAGGCCAAGGCAGCAGCCAAGGCCACUCCAUGGAUACUGAUGAUGGAAGCCACAUAUUUUUGGGAAAAGAGGGGCUCCGCAAAACACACAUAAACGGAGGGAUGGGGCCUGGGCAGUUUUCUGGAGCAGAUCUAGAUGGAGACUCAGUGACAAAUGAUGGCAGCAUCUUUGGAUUAAAAGGCUUAGGAGGCAAAGGUGGAUUAAGGCCUGUGCACGGCAAGGACUCUGUGCCAGGCAGGGAAGGUCCUGGAGAUGGAGCAGGAGGAGCAGGGGGACGGGAUUCCGUGGCUGGCAGAGGCGAGGGUGUGCUGGGUGCUGGUCACAUGGGCGUGGAUGGUGGAGAAGGUUUGGGCUCUCAGUAUGACAAGGAUGGGAAUUUAGGUGAUCCCAGCUCCAGAGCUGGCUUUGGGGGUGUUGGGAGGUUUGGUGCCACUGAUGGAAGUUCUGUGCCAGACGGGCUCGGUCCUGGUUCAGCCAGGGUGGGAGAUGGUGUGGGGGAUCUGUUCAGCAGGGCUGGCCCAGGGGCUGCAGCGUGGGGGAGUGCUGCAGGGGCUGCAGGAGGAAUGGGGUCCCACCAUGGCAAGGGUGGUGAUCUGACUGUGGGUGACAUGAACGGAGCAGGGAUAAACAGACAGGGACAAACAGGGGCUCCCUAUGGCAAGGACGGCUUGGCAUCUCAUGCCAGUGCUCAGUUGGGUCAGGGGGGCAGGUCUGGCUCGCUGCAUGGCCCAGGUGGCCUUCCAAGUGGAGAUGGGGCUCUACCUGGUGCAGGUGGCAGUUCUGUAGGAGAAAUGGAGGCUUUCUAUGGUCCAGAUGGUCGGCCACUUGGAGCAGGGGCUGGUGGUGCUGGUGGUUCAGGUGCAGGGGGAUUUGGGGCUCCCUAUGGGAAGGAUGGUGUCCCAGCUGGGGCUGGGGUUGGUGGUGCUGGUGUUGGUGGAGCUGGUGUUGGUGGUGCUGGUGUUGGUGGUGCUGGUGUAGGGGCAUUUGGGUCUCCCUAUGGAAAGGAUGGUCUUCCAGCUGGGGCUGGUGCUGGUGGUGCUGGUGGUGCUGGGGCAGGGGGAGUUGGUUCUCCCUAUGGAAUAGAUGGUCUUCCAGCUGGGGCUGGUGGUGCUAGUGGGGUUGGUGUAGCUGGUGGAGGGGGGCUUGGGGCUCUCUAUGGAAAGGAUGGUGUCCUAGCUGGAGCAGGGGUUGGUGGUGCUGGUGGUGCAGGGGGAGUUGGGGCUCUCUGUGGAAAGGAUGGUCUCGCAGCUGGGGCUGGUGUUGGUGGUGGUGCUGGUGCUGCAGGAGUCGUGUCUCCCUAUGGGAAGGAUGGUGUCCCAGCUGGGGCUGGUGGGGCUGGUGCUGCUGGUGCAGCUGGUGCAGGGGAAGUUGCAGCUCCCUUCGGAAAGGAUGGUGUCCCAGCUGGGGCUGGUGUUGGUGGUGCUGGUGGUGCUGGAGGAGUUGUGUCUCCCUAUGGAAAAGAUGGUCUCCCAGCUGGGGCUGGUGUUGGUGGUGCUGGUGGUGCAGGGGUUGUGUCUCCCUAUGGAAUGGAUGGUCUCCCAGCUGGAGCUGUGGCAGGAGCUGCUCCUUUUCCCUUUGGAGGUGAGGGAGUGAUGGGAUCCCAGCGUGGCAGGGAUGGUGGGCUGGGCAGAGCUCCAGGAUAUCCAGGGGGAGCAGGAGGAGAGAACUUUUCCAUGGAAGGGGGGGGUGUGGGUGGCUCUGCAGCAUGGGGCACUGGGUCUCCCUACGGCAAGGACGUGGGAUCAACUGGAGCCUGGGCUGGUGCAGGAGCUGGUGGGACAUUGGGAGGGGAUGGAAGGGAUUCAUUCCUUGGUAAAGGAGGUGUGGGAGGUGGUGGUGGACCAGGUGGUGAAUAUGGAAAGGGCGUUGCCAGUGAUGCCAGAGGAUCAGGGAACCAAGGUUCAGUUGGUGACAGAGGGUCACUGUCAGGUCAAGGAGAUGUCUGGGGUGAGCGCAGAGAUUUAGGACAGUUGGGCUCCCUUUAUGGCAAAGAUUCCGCCUUUGGAGGGGCAGGGAGCAAAUCCUGGAACAGACCUGUUGAUGGAAGCAGUUCAGGGGGUCUUGGUCAAGGUCCACCCAGUCAUGACCAGAUGUCAGCUCUUUCUGGUGGGCUUGCCCCAGCAAGCCAGAGAAACGAGGAACCUGACGUGGAUGUUAAAGCAAAGGAUCUCCCGACCAACACGGAAAGUACAGCCCAGAAGAGAAGGUCCUGCCUGGAUGAUCUCAAAGUCCCCCGGUGUUACCUCAACAAGCAGCUGGCCACGGUCCGGGUGGUGAAGGGGGAACCAGCCGAGCUCUCCUGCACUGUCAGCAAGGAUGACGUGACAGGAACCUGGUUUAAAGACGGGCUGAAGUUGACAAGCAUGCAAGGAGUCGUGUUUGAAAAGAAAGGUCUAGUCCACAAACUAAUUAUUAACAAAACCGAAGACAUUCAUGCUGGGAAAUACAGGUUUGAAGGUGGAGAUGUGAAAACUGAGGCUUCAAUUUUUGUUGAAGACCCUCCACAGGUUGACAAAGUUCUCCUCAAGAACCUGAGCAGUGUCCCCACGGUGGCCAAGGCUGGGCAGGCGGUGAAGCUCAGAAUCCCCUUCGAGGGCCGUCUGCCCGUCAGAGCCACGUGGCUCAAGGACAAGAUGGAGCUGGCAGAUGACACCAGGAUCCGUAUGGAUAAAACAGACACCCACACCACGCUGUCCAUCCCCAGCUGCAACAGGAGGGACUGUGGGGAUUACAAGGUCAGGCUGAAGAACGACAGCGGGGUCCUGGAGAUCAACUUAAAGCUCGUGGUCAUAGACAAGCCACAGCCACCAGCAGGACCCAUCAAAAUCGUGGAGAGCUCUGCCAAUGCCAUCACCAUCCAGUGGCAGCCCCCGAAGGACGACGGGGGCAAACCGGUGCAGAGGUACCUUGUGGAGAGGCAGCAGGCGGGCAAGAACGACUGGGAGACCUUGGGAGACACCCCCAGGAGCUGCACCACCUUCACCACCAACAAGGUGGAAGAAGACACGAGCUACUACUUCAGGGUGAGGGCCGUGAACGUGGAGGGGACGAGCGACGCGCUGGAGUCAGGCGAAGUGAAGGCGGCUGGCAAAGCUUCCCCUGGUGCCCCAGAUCCCCCUGAGAUCGUCAGUGCCAGCAGGGACACCAUCACAAUAUCCUGGAAAGCACCUCGUAAAACUGGCACUUCCCAGAUUGUGGGAUACAUCGUUCAGAAACGCAAGAAGGGCACCAUGACCUGGCUGCCAGUCACCAGUGGGCCUGUGAAAGACAAGAAGCUGAAGGUGACCAACCUCAAGAAGGGUGUGCAGUACGAGUUCCGGGUGGCAGCUGUCAAUGCUGCUGGCACAGGAGAUGCCAGCGACCCCUCCCCGCCCAUCUUUGCCCGGGACCCCACGAAAUCCCCGGGCCAAGUGCAGGAGCUCAGAGUGAGCAGCUGUGACAGCACCAGCGUCACCCUGACGUGGAACAGGCCCGAGGUCAAGGAUGGGAAUGAAGUGAAGGGCUACGAGGUGGAGAUGAGGCCUUCCCACAGCUCCAGCUGGACCAAGUGCCUCACCCUCCCUGCAGAGGCCACCACGGGCACCAUCAAGGGCCUGCAGCCCAAGGAGAAGUAUUUUCUGCGUGUGAGGGCCCUCAACGACAGCGGCCCCGGGGAGGCCACGGAGCUCGAGGCCAUCGCGGAGGCCGCGGCCCCGGCGGUUCCCCCCAGGUUACUGAUCGACGACACGGUGAAAAACCUCCUGGUGGUGAGAGCAGGAAACCCCCUCCGGGUGAAUAUUCCCUUCGAGGGCUCUCCUGAGCCAGCGGUGCUCUGGUUGAAGGAUGGGCUCCCCCUUCCCGACCGGGCUGCCAUAAAAACCCAGGAUGGAUCCACCCGGCUGCUGAUCGGGACGGCCGAGCUCGGGGACAGCGGCUGCUACAGCGUGGAACUGCUCAACGGGCUGGGCAAGAGAGAGACCUUCAGCUUCCAGGUGCAAAUCACAGACAUCCCACAGCCUCCUGGACCACUGAGGUUGGAAGAGAAUGUGCCCAACACAGUGACAGUGACCUGGGAACCGUCAGCAUCUGAGAAGUGGGAGAAGAACCUCUACUACACCGUCCUGAAACGGGAGUCCCAGAAGGGCGUGUGGCGCAUGGUGGGGGACCUGCUCUACAACAACAAGUUCACGUUCACCAGCGUGAUCCCAGGCAGGGAUUAUUACUUCAGGGUGGUGGCCAAGAACAGCCUGGGAGCCAGUGCUCCAUCUGAAACCGUGCAGCCUUGGAGGAUUCGAAAAGCAAAGGCUGAGAUCUGGGUCAGACCCCAGAGGUACAGGGGAGUCAACCAAAACCAGCACCCGAGGUUCCUCGUCCCGCUGAAGCCCCACGUGGUGGUGACAGGCAGUGAGUGUCACAUGAGCUGUGCAGUGGGGGGCCACCCCCCCCCAAAAGUUACCUGGUACAAAGACAACAGAGACCUCUCCAACGAUCCAAACUACUUCUGCACAAACGACUUUGGAGUCUGCUCCCUGGUCAUCCUGGGGGUCACCAAGCAGGACGCAGGAGAAUACAUGGUGGAAGCCUCCAAUGAAGUGGGUCGUGUCUCCAGCAGAGCCUUCCUCGCCAUCAAAGACUCCGCCCUGUAGCUUGACCCUGCUGAGAACAUCCCUGCCCUGCUCUGUGGAUGAGAAGGUUUCAGUGAGGACUGGUCCAUCCUAAGCCUGUGCAUUUAUUUUCAGAUGUUCACUGGAGCCCAAGGGGUUUAUUUUUCACACCCAGUAAUUGCAUUUUGAACACGACGCUGCGUUUUAGUCAAAAUCGGGGAAAAUGUUUCAAGAGAAUUGUAUUUUUGUAAUGAUCAUGGCUUUCCACUAGACCUUUAAAACACAUAUUAGAAGCUUUGGGAACACAGAAGAUGAGAGGAAAAAUAUUUGGCCAAAAUGAAACUUUCCAUGGAGAGCACAGGCAGGAGAGACCAUCCCAGCACACCCCUCACCUGCUGUCAGGCUGCAACAGGGACAUUUCUGGCCACCAGAGAUCUCUGGAGUUGGCCUUUCCCAUGUGGUUUUCUAAGCCAAAACAACCCCUUUGGAUUCCACUGGAUUCUCAGCAGGUUUCCUAACUCUGGGAGCAGUUCUGCAUGUCUUGCACUGCCAGUAGCAGCUCAGUAUGUUGUU
Corapipo altera (White-ruffed manakin) is the source of this 6795-nucleotide messenger RNA. Its product is annotated as immunoglobulin-like and fibronectin type III domain-containing protein 1. The record is from RefSeq and is a predicted model, not a curated record. Gene Ontology annotation, molecular function: protein binding. Lineage: Eukaryota; Metazoa; Chordata; Aves; Passeriformes; Pipridae. The transcript has 27 exons. The coding region runs from base 223 to 6264 and encodes 2013 amino acids.